AUGGAACUGAGGCGUUUGAAUCGUCUAAGUAUUAUGAUAGUGAAUUGGAACCAUCAUGCGACUUCAAGGAGACUGCAGACCUGUCUAGCAUUGAGACUGAAAUGAAAAAUAGACUCUUGGCAUUUAGGAACUGGCUUAGAGCUAAAGGUAAAAUGCUUAUCCAGGAACUAUUGCAUAAAUUUUACAAAUCAGUAUAAAUUUAUAAGACAUAUGGUUAGCAGUCCUGAGUUCAGAUUCUCUGGAAAGUUGCGAAAGAUGAGCACACGUAGUUGAGAAGUGCCAAGUAUAUAA
Molecule: messenger RNA, 291 nt
Organism: Blepharisma stoltei
Lineage: Eukaryota; Ciliophora; Heterotrichea; Heterotrichida; Blepharismidae
Source: the annotation of a GenBank genome assembly